Molecule: messenger RNA, 3285 nt
Organism: Drosophila virilis
Lineage: Eukaryota; Metazoa; Arthropoda; Insecta; Diptera; Drosophilidae
Product: prominin-like protein
Cellular component (GO): membrane
Source: RefSeq, a predicted model, not a curated record
AAAUCUAUUUCAGAAAACAACACUUUGUGCUUCUGUUGAAACACACAUUUGAUUUUAAGAUAUUUUCAUCGAAUUUCACACAACACUUUCAAGUUUCGUGAAUGCAUUUCAGAAUUUAUGACUUAAUCAGUCGAUAAGUGCAGACGGGGACCACGUCUUACACAAGAUCCAAAACAAUCACUUUUCUGGUUUCCAACUCAAGUGGCAUACAACCGUAAAAGAUUGUCGUUAGCUUUUGCUUAAAGUGGCAUUUGAAUGUGAUCGAUUACGGAAGACAUGCCAGUAACAGCUCAAGUAUGAUACAUAUGGCGCGUUCAUCUAGGAAGGUCUCCAAGACGAUGUGCCCUAAGAUCAGGAAUAGGCGAAAAUGGCGACAUAUGAUGAAAUUCAUUAUCAAGGUGAUCAUAUUUGUUGUUGCGAUCAAUACGACUAUACCAUCAGUUGGUACUGCCGAAUGGGAUAAAGACGAAUUAGGCUUUGGCAUGCUAAAUGACAAGGAAGGACUCCGGCAUUUUGAGUUCACCAACUUUACCAAGUAUGAGUCUAAGCCUAUCUAUUCUGUAGAUCCCACCUAUCAUAGCAUGUAUAUGAGCCCAAUACACGAAUUGACACACAUAAUGUUUGGAGACGACGUCGAUAUACCAAGAGGUUAUAUUGAGAACGCGAAUAACUCGAAUGCUCUGCACCUUGGAAACAAGGUCGAGACCAAUGAUUGGAUGGAUUUGCUUGCCAAUAACAAAUUGCUGAUCGUCUGGAUAUUGCUCAUUUUAUUUCUUAUCAUUAUCGUACCGUUCGUCGCAGUCUGCUAUUUCUGCUUUUGCUGCUGCCAUUGCCCCAACGUCUGUCCACCAUGUGCUGAAGGUUCGCAUGCUGCAAAACGCACUUUUUGCAGCAUAUUAAUGCUGCUGCUCAUUCUGGGAAUACUAAUGGGAUUACUCAUAGCUUUCCUUAAUGAAAAGCUAAUACAUCGCGGACUUCAAGAAAGCAUCGAGAACAUGCACCGCCACGCCGAUGACACGUGCGCCUUUUUGAAGGAUGUCUGUGAUCAUGUCAAUCACUUGUUCACUAACAACUUUGAAGAAUUGGAAACGCAUCUAAUAGCUUCACUAAAUGAGGCGGAUACCCAUAUAUUUAUGGAUCUUACCGAGAGUUCUGGUCUAGUUGCAUUAUCAGAAAUAGAACUUAUUUUCUCCUCCAUGCCGCAAGCAUUAAGAUUAUUGAAACGGGCGGAGAGCUACAAGAACUCGCUUAUAUUUCUUAUGGCCCAGUUCCGAGAUGGUGUGCGCGGUAUGAAGCGUGAUAUUACCUAUCUUCAUACGGUUUGGUGUGACUACUAUGAAUGCAAUAAUUUUCUUAGGACAAAUAAAAUUCCGAAGUGGGGUACUAAGCCCUGUCUGCACGUGGAUAAUCUCCCGAACAUUACACACUAUGUGGAGGCCAUUGAAGAUAUUAUAGAACAAGAGGUGGUAUUAGCAGCAAGGAAUGGGAUAGAACGCUAUCAUAAAGUCAACAAAAUGAUCGAGGAUGUCGUAAAUCCGCAGAUUCCGCCAUUAAUCACAAAGAUUGGCAGAGUUGGUAUAACUAUCAAGGAACAGGGCGAGAAAGUAUGCGACAUCAUCAAUUCGAUAAUGAGUGAUAUUUAUUUUCAAAAUGCGCGCAUCACAAAAUCUUUUGGUGAUUUCAAUGAUUCAUACGGACCUGAUCGGAAAAUAAUAAGCGUCAUCUUGUUUUUACUAAUAUUAGCGAUAAUCGUCAUAUUGUUUGUUGCAUUUAUUUUUGGCUGUUGUAUUCGAAGAGAUAACACUGGAUCCAAAUGCUUGUUAUUGGCUAUUAUACUGAUAUUCUUCUUUUUAUCGCUCCUACUGCUCGUUAUGCUGUUUUACUUUUUAUUGGGAAUGAUAAUGUACUAUGGUGUAUGUAUACCCCGUACUGAUGAGGAGAGACGGAGUCUCUUCCGUGUGAUUGAACCUAAGGCAAACGAACAAAAUCCACAGGGGCCAAGCAUAACAAGGACAUGCAAGGAAAAUCAAACCAUUUUUGAUGUGCUGCUUGAGUAUGAAUUAUUUGACCUAAGUAAUAUGAAGGGAGAAAUUGCGCGCAAUAUAUCGACGGUCGAUGCGGCAGCGGCAAUUUCUGCUGAUCUGAGCAACGUAAAAGUCUUAAGGGAUAAUGAUAUAAUUAAGAUUAAUAAGGCGCAUACCGGAAAUCUGUCUAAUUAUCAUAGCAGAUUAGCUACAGAACAUUUGUGCACAGAAUUAACUAGUUCGAAGCUUGUGGAAUUUAAACCGAAAUACUAUCAGUGGAAUAGAAAUUUUUUCUUUCCACUAGAUAAGCAUGAUCAACAUAUGAAAGUCAGACUAUGGUCCACUUAUCCUAGCCUUUGGAAAAUUGGGCUAGACAUAGACAACAUUGCAGCGAUUGAACCAAAUAUACUAAAGGACAUGGAAAAGUUAAAAACCAGAUUGAUCAAAAUUGACAAACUUAUAACAAGAAACAAUAAUGACUUUAACAAUACAAUUAAGCCUCUAUUGGAUUCAGUUGCAAGAGCAGAAGAAUUUAUAAGAAGUCGCGGCAGUGAUUAUGUAAAUAUGUUAUGUAAUAAUUUAACCUCAGCGGUAAACGAGGAAAUUAACCACUAUGUUAAUUAUGUGAUCGAUGAGUGUAAUUUGCAUGUUGGAUCCUGCCGACCCAUUGCCUACAUGUAUCAGCACAGUAUUGACUUGGUUUGCGAGCGUUUGGUCGAUCCCAUUAACGGAUUCUGGUUGGGCUUAUUGAUUUGCGCCUUGCUUUUUCUACCCCUCUUGUUUGUUGCCCAUCGACUGCUAUGCUUGUACAGGGUACAUAGCCACGUGGGGGCGGCUGGAGUUAUGUUCCUUGAUAGAGAUGGAUACAACUGCCCGACCUGUACGGGAAUACCGUAUAAGCCGCCACCUGUUAUCGUUUGUGACGGCGGGCAGAAUGCCUACUGUCCCUGCGCCGAUGCUAAUAACCCAGAUGGAAACGCACUCAAGGAAAAGCAAGCGUGAUGCAGAUUUAUUCAUAGAAUAUUGCAAUCGAUUCAUCAUGUGCGUUGUGCAUGUGUAAUGUAUUCACAAUCACAGCUUAUCGAUGCAUACAGACGGUCAUUCGACAACUGUAUUGAACUAUACUGAAACAGUUUGGAAAAGUGCAGUACAUGACAUUCUACAGAGUCAAUUCUAAUGCAUUCAAAAGAAAUUUAUCGAAAAGUGAACGAAAGCCAAUGAAAUUUAAGACUAGAAAAAUCUUCGAAAAUAUUUAACAAAA